AUGUAUGGUAUGAUAUGCAACAGGCUAGAUUUGGCAUAUGCUAUAAAUGUUAUCAGUAGGUUCAUGGCUGACCCAAGACCUAUGCAUUGGUGUGCUCCUAAAUUGACCAUGAGAUACUUAAAUGGUUCAUUGAAAUUAGGUUUAAGGUUCAAAAGAGUUGAACAAGACAUAGAGCCGAUCAAAGGCUAUGUGGAUUCAGAUUAUGCAUGUAAUACUGAUACUAGAAAAUCAAUUUCUGGUUAUGUUUUUACACUUUUUGGUACAAGUAUUUGUUGGAUGGGAAUUCUUCAAUCAGUGGUAGCUCUAUCAACAACACAAGCAGAAUUCAUUGCCCUAACUGAAAGUGUUAAAGAAGCUUGUGUAUGA
Messenger RNA from Vicia villosa (hairy vetch), 366 nucleotides. Its product is annotated as secreted RxLR effector protein 161-like. The record is from RefSeq and is a predicted model, not a curated record. Lineage: Eukaryota; Viridiplantae; Streptophyta; Magnoliopsida; Fabales; Fabaceae. The transcript has a single exon. The coding region runs from base 1 to 366 and encodes 121 amino acids.